Aspergillus fischeri NRRL 181 is the source of this 192-nucleotide messenger RNA. RefSeq lists its product as uncharacterized. NCBI's taxonomy places the organism in Eukaryota, Fungi, Ascomycota, Eurotiomycetes, Eurotiales, Aspergillaceae. The transcript has a single exon. The record is from RefSeq and is a predicted model, not a curated record. The coding region runs from base 1 to 192 and encodes 63 amino acids.
AUGUCAUCUGCGCGGACGAUCCAAGUCGUGCCGCUACUUGCGGCGGUUCAGAUGCAGACAUUUACGCAUCCUACUGGCGCCUGGUUCUGCAUGCAUGUCAGCAACUACUUUCCUCUUCAGCCUCUGGAGCAGGCUCGUGAAGGAGCGCACUAUCCAAGACUUCCGUGCCCUACGCAGCUGCAAGACAGUUGA